Messenger RNA from Zasmidium cellare ATCC 36951, 840 nucleotides. RefSeq lists its product as uncharacterized. The coding region runs from base 1 to 840 and encodes 279 amino acids. The record is from RefSeq and is a predicted model, not a curated record. Gene Ontology annotation, molecular function: zinc ion binding; carbonate dehydratase activity. The transcript is spliced from 2 exons. NCBI's taxonomy places the organism in Eukaryota, Fungi, Ascomycota, Dothideomycetes, Mycosphaerellales, Mycosphaerellaceae.
AUGGCAGCACGAACUGCUCUCAGCCUUCUUGCCGUUCCACUUGCCUUCGUUUCGGCCUGCGCACCAGAACUCUACAAGCGCGAUGGCGUUCAUCCCAUCCACAAGAGACAGCACAUUCCAAAUACUAUCGCGGACACCAGGGGUUGGACCUUCGAUCAAUCCGAAGAAUGGAACACUCUUCAUGCUGACUGGGGCUACUGCAUGAACGGAAUCCAACAAUCCCCCAUCGCCUACGAAUCCUGGAUGGGAUCGUCUCAAAAACACCAGCCAACAUUCAACUACCCGAACUCUGUCUUCGGAUCCCUCAACAACUGGGAUUUCGGCCCCCAAUUCACCUACGACGACUCCGGCGUCAAACCCACUCUGCAUUUUGAGGAGAAUGGCAAGAACGAGACCGUCUACUUCAAGAGCUGGCACACCCACGCUCCAGCCGAACACACCAUCGACGGUUGGAGACCAAAGGCCGAGAUGCACUUCGUGCACUACACCGCCGAUGGCACGCCUCGCGCAGUCGUUGGGUUCUUGAUCGAUCGUACGCCUCAGAGCCAGGGUUCCGAGUUCUUCUCGCAGAUGGCGGAUUCGCCUGACUUCCGCUCCAACACCACAGUUGCAGAUAUCGAGAUCAACUUGAACAUUGCUAUCAACGAGGUUCUGGGCUAUACCGAUUUCUUCACGUACCAGGGUAGCUUGACGACGCCGCCAUGCAAGGAGGGCCUGAGGUGGUUCGUUGCGAAGCAGGUCAUUUACAUGAGCGACUUGCAGAUGCAGACACUUCUCGACAGGAGCACUUUCUCGGCGAGACCCACUCAGCCUGUGUGGUUGCACAAUGUCAACGCCUGA